Molecule: messenger RNA, 6035 nt
Organism: Bombus terrestris (buff-tailed bumblebee)
Lineage: Eukaryota; Metazoa; Arthropoda; Insecta; Hymenoptera; Apidae
Product: zinc finger CCHC domain-containing protein 8 homolog
Exons: 7
Coding region: 155-1999 (614 amino acids)
Cellular component (GO): catalytic step 2 spliceosome
Molecular function (GO): RNA binding
Source: RefSeq, a predicted model, not a curated record
CUGCGUUUAGAAAAUUUGAUAAGAUUGAAGCGUCGUGUUUUCGUUGAGACAGAAGAUUAAAGGAGGGAAACUUGCUUCACACAACAAAAGAUCAUAUAUCCAUAAUAUAAAAUAGUUCUAUCUAUGUUUUCGUAUCAGUAUCGAUAGUAUUUCCAUGAAUUCAACGAUUACCAUCAACGACACCGACGAAGAGGUGAUUGAUUUAGACUCAAGCCAAGAUAUUGUCAAUAUUACUGACAAUGACCAAAGUGAAUGUUCAACUGAGAAAAAUUCAUUACCGAACAACAAUGAGAAUAAGAUGAAUGUAACCAAUAAUUACAUGGAUAAUAAUAAAAAUGCAUCUACAAUGGAAACUUGUGAUAGUGAGAGUUCAUCGACACCACUUUUGAAGGUUAUGUUUCGAGAUGAAAACAUUGCAUGGCAAUAUAGUAAAAGAAUAAAAGUGUUUCUAGAGGAGUUAGUAUCUUCCAAGAUUAAAUGUCAAGAAAAUGAUAAUGGUUUAACGUUAGAAGUUUGGGAUAAUGAUACUGAUUCUAUAAGUCAAUCUAUCAAUAUUAAGACAGGGAGUGAUGAUAGUCAGGAUAUAAUAUGUGAUACAUUAUUUACUGUAGAUAAACAGCCAAGACUUGGAGAUGAAUUUGAUGUUCCAUCUUAUAGUAGGAAAUAUAUAUUAUGUGAUAAUGAGUCUGAUGAUACAAAAUCCAACUCAAGUAAAUAUCCGGGGGGUAGCUUACAAAAUGUUACGUGUUUUAAUUGUUUGGGAAAUCAUAAUGUACGAGAUUGUACAGAACCACGAAAUUAUGCUGUUAUAGAUGCAAAUCGAAAAAAUUUCAAUAUGAAAGCAAAUUCAAAAGGUGUUAGAUAUCAUUUGGGAAAUGAUUAUAGAUUUGAUCAUAUAAUCCCUGGUCAGUUAAGUAACAAUUUACGUAAUGCACUAGGUCUCAGAAGUAAUGAAUUACCUAGACAUAUAUAUAGAAUGAGGAAGCUUGGCUAUCCUCCAGGAUGGUUAGAGGAAGCACAUUUGCAACACUCUGGUUUGUCCCUAUUCAAUUCUGAUGGCAUUGCAGAAGAAGAUCCUAAUGAUGAACUAGGACAAAUUGUUGAAGAAAAAGACAGAGAUCAAUAUGACGUAAAAAAAAUAUAUGACUUUCCUGGUUUCAAUGUACCAGCUCCACCUGGUACUUGGGAUGAGGAAGGGAAAUAUUCCGUAUCAACAAUGUUGACUAUUCAUAGCAAACAAAGAAUGUUGUUAAAAUUAAAAGGAAGAAUGGCAGACGAUGGAUAUAAGAGAAAAAAACUCAAAGUUUUUAGUAAUACAUCAAAAGACAGUCCAGUGCCAGAACCUACUGAAAUGGAAAUUGAGGAUGUAGAAGAUAGUCCAGUAGAGUGUGUACCUACUAAUGGGCUGUUUAUACCACCGUUGCCACAGGACUCUCCUGUAAAACCGCCAGAACCACUAUUACCACAAGAAUCUUCUGCAAAACCAUCAGAACCAUUAUUAUUACAAUCAACAUCAAUAUCUGAGGAUUCAGAUUAUCAUUCUCAAGAAUUACAAUUUUCUGAAACAUUAGAAGAUACUACAUCGCCUUCUUUACGAGCGAAUUCUCCGUCGUUAUCCGAAUUGGAGAACAUAAAAAAGCAACUGCUUGUAGAACUCCAGAAAUCAAACUCAGAUAUUUCAUCAAAAAGCAAUUCUUCGAAUUCAGUAUCAAAAUCUGAUAUGCCACCACCUAGUAAUGAGAUUACUCCAGAAUCAAAUCGUAUCCGUCAAAAUGGAAUUAAUACAAGUUAUGGAAGUGUGAAGUCUAUUGACUUUGGUACACCUGUAUUACAGAGUACGUCUCCGUAUAACAAAUUGCCACCAUCUGAAAAAUUUUCAAAGAAUAUUUGCAAUUUAAUUAAUUUUGAGAACUUACCUGAUUCGACAGGUAAGUAUGAACAAAUGACUGGGGUUUUGCAGAAAGUAAGACAUACAUUAGCAAAGCUUCAUCAAGAAUAGUUGUAUCUCAUUACAAUUCAUGAUUGAAAAAAAUUAUCAUAUUUUAUAAAUGAGCAAUAAUUCCAUUUUCUGCGAAGGUACAGAGAUAUAAAUUUCAUUUGAUAUAUUAUAUUUCUAAUUAAAAAAAUGACAUAUAUAUGUUUAUUUGUAGUUAGUCUGAAAUAUAUGGCAUUUUUUAACAUAAAUCUUAUGUUAAGAAACGUACAAACGACAGGUUUAUUCUUUAUUGUUAUACUUAUCUUUCGGAACAAAAAAUAUACCUAAUAUAUUUUAUGCAAUUUCCGAUUUCCCCUUUUAAUCCUCAAUAAUUAAUGAACAAAUUCAAAGUUUCAUUAGCCUUUAAUCAUCAUAGAAGUCACAUUAAAAUUUUUCACAUAAUGGAUUUAUGUAGGGGGGUAAAAUCUAAUGCCUUGGUCUUUCUACUUAUAUCUGAAAAACGAAAAAGUUUAUAAUUUUAGGCAAAAUUUUAUAAUGUCUUAUUUAUAAAAAGUACAAAUACAUACUAUUUUUCUAUUAAUUAGUGGCAUUUUCUCACGUGAUACAUUGUGACUGAACAUAAACCAUUUCAUAUUCAUCAAAAAGCAUUUCAAACUUUAUUUUCUUGUGAAUUAUACUUAUCACCAUACAUUGCACAUUUCUUUUGCAUGUCCAGUUCGUUUUAAAAUUGGUAAAUAUUUUUAUUCAUUUAUGAAAAUGUACAAAUUCAAUAUAUGCAUUUAAAACAUUUAUUCUAUUAUCGUGACUAUCUAUGCACAAUUAUUUUCUUUAACAUGUUCGCUACCACGCGGCAUGUGAAACAUCUAUCGUCCUUUAGCUUUACUAGUCUUACACACUAUGCCACACAUUUUCAUUUAUGCACAUACACAAUAUACUAAACUAAAUGGACAGAGCAAACAUUAUAUGAUAUAACACAGACGUGAUACUAGUUUCUAGCUAUAAAAUUCAGAAUUUAUACAUUUUACUUAUUUAUGUGAUUUGAAAAUAAAAUAUCAUAUCUGUCACAGUGGUCUCUCAGAAUAGUAAGUACAUCAUACAUACAUACGUAUACACACACACAUAUAUCAUGGUGGUAACAAACGUGUUAAUAAAUAAUUGAAUAAUUAAUUUUCUUUACUUAUCAAUAUCUGUUGCGUGUUUUACAUGCCAUAGGUUCUAUAAACAUAGAAUUGAAAUUGAAAUUAUUGUUAAUUAAAAAAUUUAUUUCUGCUAUUUUUAUAUGAAAAAUAUCAUAUUUUUCUUUCAUUCAAGUUUUCUAAUUAGAAGGUUAAUAAUAGCAAAAAGUUUAUCAAUUCUAAAAGAUACUGUGUACAUAUGUAAAUAAGGAAAGGAAUGUCUUGUGUUUUGUAAUAAUAAUAACAAAAUACUAACAGUAGCACGUCAAUGCUAUAUUUAAAGCGUAUGUCAUUUAUUUCCCUCUCUAAAAAAUUCGAUUAUUUCUAGCAUAUUUGCAUAGUACAAAAUGUAAAUGACGUGAGAACAAAAUUUGAUUUAAAAACAAAAAUUGAAAAAUAUUACUAAAACUAUAAUUUUUAAAGCUAAUCUCUUACAUUUUCGAUGUACACGGUGUCUGAAAAUAAUUUGUCACGAGCAUCGUAGGGUUAUUCUAUUGUGAAACUCUAGCUCGGUGAGUUUACGAAAAAGGUAACGGCAAUAUUGACUUUGAUCUUGAAUUUCAAGGUCAAAUUUUUUUACUGCAUCAUAUUUUACUCGUUAUAAGGAUUAACCCUUUGCAGUCGAGAGACGAUUCUCAGUCGCUAUGGCGUUCCGUGUAGCAACUCGAAAGAAGAAUGAGAGGCGACAGUCCGUUUAUGCUAGAUUUCGAUCUCUCCAAUUGAUGAGAAUGCAGUAUUAGUUCGUAAAUAGAUUCCUUAGCUCUUUAUAUUGUUUGUUAUGAAGUGUGAAGUGUUACACUUUAAGAUGGAGAUGAAAUACUUAUGCUCAAAUUCUUCCAAAACUAUGGUUCUGGUAACGUCUCCGACGUUAGUUCAGAUUCGACGAUCGUGCCAGAAGUAUUAUAGUUUUGUAAAUUUAGAAGCUCCAAAAAAAUGGAUUUGGAAAUUUUUUUAAUUAAUUCAUAUAUUUUAUAAAAAAGCAAAAGAACGAAAGGCCACUGAACCACCUGCGAUUUAUAAAAACUUUAGUAAACCAGUUGAGAGGAGAUAUUCGAUAACCGUGAGAUCGAGCUUGGACGUCGGCUGCUAAUUGCGAUGAAAUUCUGUUAAAUGGAGAGCUCCAUGUAAUUUUAAAAAAGGAUUGUAAAGUGUGUUCUUACCGAAACAAAGCAGAAUAAAGACACAAAACAACUUAUUAUUGUGAUACUUUUCCCGACAAGCCAAGGAUGCAUUUUAGUACAUGUUUUAUAAAUAAUCGUAAAAAAGAUACAAAAAAAGUAUUAAAAAAUGAUAUGUUCAAAGAUGUAAAUAUAUAUAGAUUAUUAAAAUAUAAUGUUUUUUAAUUAAAUUUUUAAUUUUAGUUAAAUUAAUUUUUGUAUAAAAUCAUUUUAUAUUACCUACAAGACACUCGUCACAUACGCGCAAAAUCACCUCGAGUUGCUGCUAUGCCCGACCGAAAAGGCCGUCGAGUGCAAAGACUCAAAGAAACUAUGGAUCGCAAAUCACCUUCUCAGUCCUCUUGGAAAAAAAUGUUAAAGUUUCAUAAAUUUUCGAAUUCACAUUGUUUGUAAUGUACUUAUAUUUUGAAGCCAGAUGCAUUAAUCUAUUACAUUCGAAUUACAGAUUAAUCUAUGACAAAAAGAAGCAAGAGUCGAAAGAAUGAACCAGAGACGAUUUACGAAUAUUUGCAACGCAACAGUGACCUUCGCUGCGAUCAUGUUUUACUUAGAAUCGGUGCCACGAUAUAAUAAGGCAUUAUGAUUCCCUCUUCAAGCAAUGUCUUUUUCUUAUCAGCCUACGUUAUGUCAGACGCUUUACAAAAUCGACAGCUAUAUAUCAGAUAUAUAUCGGGUAUAUCAGAUAAUUACAAAUAAAGUGAAUUCUAAAGGUAAUUAACAUCUUUUUUCAAGAGAACGGUCGAGUGCGACCCAUGGUUUCUUUGAGAUUUUCGAUCCUCACGAUAUAAUAUAGAAUAGGAGUAUAGAAUACGAUGCAAUUAAAAAAUGACCCUGAAUUUCAAGGUCCAAGUCAAUUUUACAGCUACAUUUUUUUAGAUCUUCACCGAUCCAGUGGUGUAGAAUGCUAUGAUGCACGUAAUAAAUACUUUCUUAAACAAAUAGCACGUGUUGUAGCAUUUAAUAUACGUACAUUAAAUAUCCAUAAAUAUGUAAUUAGAAAAUAGUGUAUCGAUUCCGUAAGAUUACUUACCAUUACACAUAUUUUAUCUUUUUUGUGAAAUACACGUAUAUUUAUAAUAAUUUUUUGUGAUAAUUGAGUUUCGCACAUGAAGAGAUAUUAUAUAAUUACAAUACACAUUUUCUCCAAACGAUAUAAAUUACUAAUCUUAAGCAAAUGGAAAUAUAUAUUGUUAUUCAGUUGGAAAAUAAUAAUACUGUAUUUUUCAAGAAACAAAACAUUAAAACCUUACCAAUAUUCCACAUUGUUAUGACACUUUAAUCUGUUCUUUUGUUACAAAAUAAAGUAAACAAUGAAAACAAAUAUAAAAUACAAUGCAUGUUUAUUGUUACAAAUAAGACGGAGGAAUGUACAACAAUUAAAAAAGAAAUAUUUCAUUUUUCAUAUUCACUAUGCGAGCAUGGAUUACAUUAAAUUUUAUUUUUAAAUCAUUUUGUGUAUAGUAAAAUCGUUAGGAUUCAAAUAGGGCUCCAACAUAAUAGAUUAUACAGAAUAGCAUAAAUAAUGUAAUUCAACAGAAAAUAUUGGGGAUACUGUUUCCAAUGUUUAAUUUUUGUACUGAGUAACAUGAAACUGUAAUACUAUUAUAUUUAGUUUUUCAAUCAUAUUAUAAAAGAAAAAAGAUUGCCUUAAUUCAUUGUAUUGUUUUUAAUAUGUAUUGUACGCCUAUAUCCUCAGAAUCCCACAAAACUAACAAAAAGAGCAUAAAUAAACGGCAAUAUAUUUUA